Coffea eugenioides is the source of this 1576-nucleotide messenger RNA. RefSeq names its product box C/D snoRNA protein 1-like. The transcript has 5 exons. Gene Ontology annotation, cellular component: nucleus; pre-snoRNP complex. Lineage: Eukaryota; Viridiplantae; Streptophyta; Magnoliopsida; Gentianales; Rubiaceae. The record is from RefSeq and is a predicted model, not a curated record. Bases 107 to 1060 code for a protein of 317 amino acids. Gene Ontology annotation, biological process: snoRNA localization; box C/D snoRNP assembly; maturation of LSU-rRNA from tricistronic rRNA transcript (SSU-rRNA, 5.8S rRNA, LSU-rRNA).
UUCACCUCGUACUUUAGCAGUCCCUUAGGAAGCUCCUCCUCCUAAACCCUUCGAUAACCCCUACUGUUCCCCUCUCUGCCAAAGCCCUUGCUGUUUCUAUCAAAAAAUGGAAGUUCAAGAAGAAUCAGCAGCAGCUCCAAUAACAAACCCAUCUCCAAAACAACCACCUUUAUGCGAAGAGUGCAAACAUAAUCCAGCAAAAUACAAGUGCCCAGGUUGCUCAAUCCGCUCUUGUAGCCUCCCUUGUGUCAAAGCUCACAAGCAAAGAACUUCCUGCACCGGUAAAAAGCAGUACAAGGACGUCGUUCCCCUCUCUGAAUUCGACGAUAACCUUCUUUUGUCAGAUUAUAAUAUGCUUGAGGGUGUGAAGAGAGUUGCCGAAUCUGCUCAGAGGAUGAGAAUCAAGAUGUGUGGCUAUUCUCAUUUUCGACUGCCUUUACCUCUUAAAAGUCUUCGAAGUGCUGCAGCAAGCCGCAGGACAAAACUCCUCUUUUUUUCAACUGGAAUGUCCAAAAGAGAAAAAAAUAAAACCUAUUACAAUUAUAGGAGGAAGUAUAUAUCUUGGACCAUUGAAUGGCGAUUUAACUCAACUAAUGUGGUAUUACUGGAUCAUGGCAUACAUGAAAACAGAACCCUUUACUCCGUGAUUGAAAAUCAUUUGCAACUUGGUCCGUGGAAACAUCAGUUAAAGCGAUUCCGUGAGGAGUCACUCGAUUCUCUUAAAUUUUUCAUCCGCAAGUAUCCAAAGGGCUCCAGAUCACCUUUUCGUCAGUUGGACAUCAAUGCCCCAAUCCGUGAACAACUAGCCAAUUUAGUUAUUCUCGAGUAUCCUGUCAUCCAUGUUUUUCUUCCUUCUCAAAGCUAUGAUUUUGAAGUUAUCAAGGAUGUCAUUCCUCAAAAAGCCAGAGUAAAGGAAUCUGUUAGCACUGAUGAUGUUAAUCAAAACGGAGUUACCUUCAAAGAAGAAGAAAUAGAAGAAGAUGGCUCUUGGGAUACCCAAGUUUCGGAUCUUGCGAGUAACAAUACACUCGCAAAAUCAAGACUCACAGGCAGAAAAUGAGAAGGGAUAAAAAACCCACCAAGUCAUUUGGAAGGACAUGCUUGGCAAAGGCAAAUAAAGGGCCCAUGUCAUACUUAACCAGCAAUGCCUGCAAUUGUAAUCCUGAAGAGGUCAAGAAUAAAGAGAAGUCUGCUAUAUGUGAUAAUGCAGUCACUGGUUUUGAGCAAGGACUGGUUGAUGCUCCCGCUCCCUCAGACUUAAUUGCACAUACUAAAAGGGGUGACUUUCUGGAGAUUGAUGGCGUUGUGAAUGGCAAUGGAGGUCUACUCGGAAGUUGUGGUCAUGCAGAUUCCAACCCUAUAGAGGAAGGACUAGAGGAAGGGGAGAUAUCAUGAUUGCCUUACUGAUUACGCAUUUGAUAAGGCAGGAUUCAAGUGGAGGAGCAUUGGAAUAGUGGAGAUGGUUACAUUAGAAAGCUUCUGCAAUUACUAUACCUGUUAGUCUAGGAUGUAAAAUAUGAGUCAGACAAUUGUGUUUCAAGGAACCUCCAAAUACAAAUCUCCAUAUUUUGCUCAU